AGUUUGUUAGCCAUUUGAUUCUUCACAAGUUGCCUGCCAUUGUUAGGGAUGAAUUCAUUAUUAGAUUAGACACUAACUACCCUAGCUUAGAUCAGAUUUUUGACAACUACGUAGAGAUCAUUAGAAUGCUCAACUUGCGUAAGGAUACUUCAGCUAUGAAGCCCGCUGAACCCAAAGACAAAGUCUCUGAUGCAAAACCUGUCCGUACGUUGUCUGACGAAAGGUCAGUUCUUGUGAAUUCGGCAGCAGGUGUUUCAAGCAAGUCUUGUGAGUUCUGUGGCGCAGCCAAUCAUUCCAUGUUGAAGUGUUCAAAGUAUCCUAGUCCAGCCAGCAGAAUUUCUAGAUGUAAAGAGUUAGGGUUGUGUUUUUUGUGUUCAAGUUCCAAGCACAUGAAGCCUUCUUGUCCAUCUAACCUAGAUUAUCCGUGUAGUUUUUGCAGCAAGAAAACCCACAUUUCAGCCUUGUGUCCUAAAUUUAAAUGUAAUUCUGAGAACUCAAAAGAAACUCCUUCCAGUAACGUAAACUGGUGCUUGAAUUCCUCUCAGCAGGGGAGGAGCUCUCAUCUUUUGCCUACCAUUACUUUGACCGUGUCCCGUGGCUACAAGAAAACUAAGGUUAGAUUUCUGAUUGACACUUGUAGUCAGAAGUCGUACGUCACUAACCGGGUGUUAGAUAAGCUAGGUGUACCACAGGAUAGGACUAAAAAGGACUUUGUUAUUAAUACUUUUCUUCAGAGUGGGGUUAGACAGUUCUCAGAAAUUAGUUUGCUCUUUGAUUUAGAAGAAGCUGGAGGUCGCGUUCAGCUACCUAUUCUUGUCAGUGAUGAGUUCAGGUUGACCUUUGCCAUGAGGGGCUUAGGAUUAGUUACCGAGAACAUUUCUCGGAUUGCACCUCUGGCUGACAGCUCCUUCACCAACUGUAGUGACACAGUAGAACUGGAGGGCUUAAUAGGAAUAGAUGUUUUGCAGUUCUUGAAAGAUUUCCAUGUAGUUCUGUGCUUAAGAGGCAGUGUAUUUUCAUUAGCAGGUAAACUUAUUCCCUUUGGUGAUGUUGAGAAUUUCUUAACUUCAAGUCAGAUUACUUCACUUAGCAAGGUUUCGAGUGCAGUGUCAGAUCAUUCAGUAUCCUCUUCAUUGGUCAAUUUUGUUCUGGAUCCCGUCUGCACAUGCAGAGAUCCUAUUGCUAGCAUUGCCAAAGACAGUGAAAUUGAGGGCCACUUGGACAAUCUGUUCAAGUUGGAUUCUAUUGGAAUUAAGGAGACUAACAAUGAAAUUGCCAAUUCUGACGCUUCUCACCUUGACAAUUUUGAGAAGUCUUUGGUUCUAGAAGAUGGUAAAUAUUUUGUUGAAAUACCUUGGUGGUCUGACAAAAUUGCAGAUGUAAAACCUAACUUUGAAGUUGCUAAGGCUGUACUUGGGAGAGUGAUAGAGCGGCUCGACAAGACCGGUAUGCGCGACGCCUACGGUAGUUCGCUCACAAGUUAA
This is a messenger RNA of Hyalella azteca, 1484 nucleotides long. RefSeq lists its product as uncharacterized. The transcript has a single exon. Gene Ontology annotation, molecular function: nucleic acid binding; zinc ion binding. NCBI's taxonomy places the organism in Eukaryota, Metazoa, Arthropoda, Malacostraca, Amphipoda, Hyalellidae. The record is from RefSeq and is a predicted model, not a curated record. The coding region runs from base 126 to 1484 and encodes 452 amino acids.